AUGGACACACUAGCUACCCCCCUCAAGCCUCGAAAACGCACAACCACCAGUGCCUUCGACGCCUCGCGCAAAAGAACCCUCAGAGAAGCCGGCCUCCGCGCCGAAGAGCACACCAACAUCGUCGGGAUCUACCUCGACAUCGACCCCCGGACAAGCCCCCAGGACCCAGAGGAUGUCAUCUUAGCUUCUAGACGGGAACUAGAGCGUCGAAUGACAGAGGAGGAGGCGCGUUAUGCCAAUCCACGGGGCAAGCCCCGGAACCAUCGUAUCAGGGUGUAUUGGAGGUUCCCGUCUGGGGCGCAGACGGCUGAAGAGGUGUUCAAGGAGGCGUGGAUAUACAAUAUGGCGUUUGAGGAUAUACUUGAGAAGCGGAAGGAGUUUGGAUUUCCGGUGUUGUUGGAUGGGUGUUGUAUGGUUGAUAUCCUUGUUCCUGAUCGCGAUAGGAAGGUAAAUGAUGUUUCUGUUACGAAUGUUGGGUAUUUUUCUUGGGAGGACUUUCUGUCGAAGGUUAAGCCUGCUUUUCCGGAUAAAGAUAAUCCUGGAACUUAUGUUGGGUUUUAG
Molecule: messenger RNA, 561 nt
Organism: Aspergillus pseudotamarii
Lineage: Eukaryota; Fungi; Ascomycota; Eurotiomycetes; Eurotiales; Aspergillaceae
Exons: 1
Coding region: 1-561 (186 amino acids)
Source: RefSeq, a predicted model, not a curated record